GUUCUAUUUUUCUAUUUUUCAAAUAUUUCCUCAACAAAUAUAGUUAUUUUAUCAUAUGAUAGAUGAAUAAUUAAAGCCGUGUGCGCCGUUGAUCGAUUUUCUGCCCUAAAAAGCUAAUAAACAGCGCACGCGACAAAGAAAAUGAGAGUGCGCGCAGACUAAACCCUCCCUUGACAUGACACGCACGUUAUAAAUUAUGCACACAGUAGGGUGCGCGCAGUUGCUUGUUCGGUUUGUGCCUGUGCGGCGUGUCUGCCUCUAUAUGUGUCCCCCCAGCGACGCUAUCAUCGUAGUUUACUGCUUUCAUUGAGAACGAAGGAGAAAGUAACAAAAAAAGUGCGCCCAAGGAGGGGCAGCAGAGGAUUGAUCAACAACUGUUAGUUUCGUUCGAGCCGCACUGGUUUCACGCCUAAAUACUCAUGGUCAGCUACGAACUGUUUGAGAAUCCGACAAGUGGUAUAAAGUGGCCGUUGCGAACGCAUCGUCAACCAAACGUGAGCAAUCGUGCUAUCAAGCAAAGCAAAUAAGUUGCCUGCCCCGCGUGCCUUGUUCGUCUUGCGCGCGACUCUCCUAGCUCUCCUACUGCGUCAGAUAUUUGCACGGGGAAGAGGCUGUAUAUUCUCAGCUUCUGCAUGAGAAUAGGCGAGAGCAAACGAGAUGAAAUUAUUGGACCUGACUGCCAAUCCCGACUCAGAAUACUCACAUUUUUUCGUAUGAGAAAAGCUUACUGAAUGAGCAUCCAGUCGGUUUUACGCCUUCACAGAAUAUUCGCGCGUCUCCUAACCUCUAAAAUUUUGCUCUACUUGAUCCUUUUGUGGUCGUAAACAAGCACGCUAUUUACUACGUUCCUACUCUUAUUCGGCGCUCAAGAAACCUUAGAAAUGAGCAGUAAUACUUGAUUCCAAAAGAGGGACAGAAAAAAUUCGAUUUACGUGGCAUCAAAGUUGAAGCAGUGGCAGUGAAGACCAGAGGUCUCCCUAGUUUCUUUAUCCCCACUUUAUGGAAUCGCCAACAAACCCGGGUGACGCAUGCAUGUACGGAAACGAUAGACCACAGCCAUCUAACACUUUCAACUUCACCCGUCGUCUACGAGUCUGCUGCAAGACUUUGGGAAUAUACGUGAACAACCGGUAUUGAACUGAAAACGAAAAAACGUAGCGCAGUGUCGAGUAGAUAGCGGACGAUAUAGAGCUCUUACAGCUUUAAACAUCAAUUGUCGUCAAUUAUACUUCAUUGUGUUUAAUUAUCAAAAGAAAGUCGCUAUUUCAGUGAGCCGUAUCCAUCUGAAAAUAUCAAAGUCGGAACAUAAAGAUAUUACCGCCAGUGUAAAGAGUGCAUAACAGGUGCAUCUGUCUGACUGUGUUUGAUUUUUUCUGUCUGAUCAAGGUUGCUGUUUCUUUGUUGCAACGUAUCAUGAAUCUGCGGAAUGGAUUAUAUAACAAACUGGAUCAGUGACCCCUACAGACCCAAUAAAUCAAGACUAUGACAACUCUAGAAUGUAAUCAGAGUAUCGAUGAGGUGGUGCGGCGAAGGUGGUUAACGCGGCUUCGACUUCUGGAGAUGAUUGAAAGUGUUUCUCGUCGUGCGCUGAGUGGCUCCAGUGGGAGCUACCACGUUCGCGGUGCAGAACUGGCGCGUGAUCGUAGGCUCAAAACCCUUGCAGCCACUGUCGUCUUUUUGGACGAUACGCAGCACACAUUUCAGCUUGAAAAGCGGUCUAAAGGUCAGGCGCUCUUGGACUUGGUCUUUCAACAUCUAGAACUCGUCGAGAAAGACUAUUUUGGUCUCCAAUAUGCCGAAAACACUUCAGGUUUAACAAGCUGCUCUAGUCCCGAUGUUAUGAGAUGGCUCGAUCCCUCGAAACUGGUUAAAAAGCAAAUAAGAAGCAAAGGAGGUCAGUUCUUUUUCAGGGUCAAGUUCUAUGUGUCAGAUCCGAGUAAAUUACAAGAAGAAUACACAAGGUACCAGUUCUACUUGCAAAUACGAAAAGAUAUUUUACAAGGAAAACUACAAUUGCCUCCAAGUACUGCUUGUCUCAUUGCCAGCUACACUGUCCAAUCGGAACUUGGUGACUACAAUUCCGAAGAACAUGCAGCUGGCUACUUGUCUCGUUUACAAUUAAUACCCGGACAAACGGAAGAAAUGGAGAAGAAAAUUUCUGAGUUACAUAAAUUACACAAAGGUCAAUUACCAUCCGAUGCAGAAUUCAACUUUCUUGAUCAUGCUAAACGACUUGACAUGUACGGCGUGGAAUUACAUAAGGCAAGGGAUUCUGUGAAUAAAGAAAUUCAAUUAGGCGUUACGUCCACAGGAUUAGUAGUCUUUGAAAACAACAUUAGAAUCAAUGUUUUUUCUUGGUCAAAGAUCAUCAAGAUUUCGUUCAAAAGAAAACAGUUUUUUAUUCAAUUAAGACGAGAGCAGUCGGAAAACUAUGAUACUUUAUUGGGUUUCAAUAUGCAAACUUAUCGCAGCUCGAAAAAUUUGUGGAAAUCAUGCGUAGAGCAUCACACUUUCUUUAGGUUACAUAGUCCCAAGUUACGACCCCGUCGUUUUCCGCUGGCACUUAGCAGCAGAUUUACGUACUCGGGUCGUACUGAAUUCCAAUCUGUUGAGGAUGGCAAACAUCGAGCUCGGGUGGAAAGGACUUUCAUUAGAUCACCGAGUAAAAAAUUAAUCCACGGAAUUUUGCCGUUGCCCAUUUCUGAUGAGAAAAAGUUACUUCAUGCAAUCUUGCCUGGUUCUGAAGAUAAAGGAAAAAUUUUACCGCCCAGUCGAUCCAAUAGAUCAUACGAUAAUAAAGUACAAUCGCUUGGAUCACGCGAACCUCGUCAAGCGUGGGGUGAGGGAAAUCAAAGUGAUGACGAGGGUGGAUUCCUAGCACACAGAGAGGAAGGAACGCAUUCUCAUAAUUCAGGAAGCGCAUUUUCACCUAGAUUAGGUUCUCGAGCCAUAAGUUAUGCCGACGAGGAUAGUACUUUGGAAAGAAACAUUUACGAUGUACCUGACUAUAAUGAGCAAACCGGUUCGACUACUCCACAAGCGUCUGAUGACGGUUUGGUGUCAAUAAGGAUAACGCCGGAUGACCAAGGUCGCUUCGGAUUUAACGUUAAAGGAGGCUUAGACCUUGAUAUGCCAAUAUUGGUUUCUCGAGUCGCGCCAAAUACACCUGCUGAUCGUUGUUAUCCGAAACUGAACGAAGGUGACCAAGUGGUUUACAUUAACGGGAUUGAUGUUAACGGCAUGUUACACGAGCACGUAGUUAAUUUAAUUCGACAAUCAAGAGACACAGGUGCUGGCGAGCUUACGUUGACUGUGAGACCUAACGCUUUGUAUAAUGCUUUAACAGGCACAGAUGAACCGUUAGAGGAAGAACCACCUUACAGGUAUGUGCCGGAUGUACCUCACACUGCGGUCGGUUCAGAUGCUCUUGCACAAUCUAUGUUACUGUUAGCGGAUGGUUUAGCGAGUGGAGCUUUAAUUGCUCAAUACGAGCAAUUGUAUAGAAAAAAUCCAGAGCUUUCGUCUCUUGAAUCAAAAAAGCCCGAGAAUCAAAAUAAAAACAGAUACCGAGAUAUAUCUCCGUAUGAUGUUACGCGAGUCAUACUCAUGGGUUGUACAAAUGGAGAUUACAUAAAUGCAAAUUAUGUAAAUAUGGAAAUUCCUGGUUCAGGGAUUAUAAAUCGUUAUAUUGCCACUCAAGGGCCUUUGUCAUCGACGGUUGCGGAUUUUUGGGAAAUGGUUUUGGAAGCUGGUAGUACGCUAGUUGUAAUGCUGACAACUUUGAUAGAAAGGGGACGCACCAAAUGUCAUCAGUAUUGGCCUGGACUGGAAGAAACACUUACUCUUAGAAACCUUACGCUGCAAUGUACCUCCGAGACGAUCAAGGAUACUUUUGUUUUCCGUGAAUUCGUGCUCACAGAUACAAUUACUGGAGAGGAGAGAGAUAUAAGCCACAUGCAGUAUUGCGCAUGGCCAGAUCACGGAGUACCAAGUGACUGGCGACAAUUCACAACAUUCACGGAAAAAGUCAGAGCAGCUCGUACAGGAAGUGUGGAGCCCGCAGUUGUCCAUUGUUCAGCGGGAAUUGGUCGGACCGGUGUACUCGUGCUCAUGGAAACGGCAUUGUGUCUCAUUGAAGCCAAUCAGCCUGUGUAUCCUUUAGAUAUCGUUCGCUCGAUGAGGGACCAACGAGCGAUGAUGAUUCAAAAUGCUAGUCAAUAUAGAUUUGUUUGUGAAGCUGUCCACAAAGCAUACACUGAAGGCAUCGUUAAGCCGCUCCCAGAGUUCAGCAGAUGAGAUGAAGAUUAAAAAGUGAUAUAGCGUCCUCACGUUGCUGUACGAUUCUCGUUUGAUGUUUCUAUUCAAAUGAGGAUGAAAUACAUAUAAAACGGCAGCUUAUAGAUUUUAUAAGUCUUGACAAUAAUACUUGUUGCAUAUUUUAUAUGUAAUAGAUCAUUAUAAUUAUUGUGGAUAUUUUAAAAACUGCUGAGAUAUUACAAGUAGCCUUAGAAAUUUUAUCCUCAUAAGUGAUACGUGAUAAAAUAUUUGAAAGGAACGUAAGUUCUUGUAAAUACGAUUAUUCACUAUUUUACAAGAGAAGACAUUCACAUUAUUACCAUUCAUUUAUUGUCGUGAUAUGCGUAGAGUAAAUAAUCAGUUGUAAAAACUAAUAGUAUUUAGCACGUCAAACAAAUUAUUGUUCUGAUACAGAAUAGUGUUAAAUAAGACAAGAAUCAAGAAAUGAUGCAACUGGUUUCGAUUAGAGUUUAUAAGAGUGAUAUAAUGAAGAAUAUUUUUACCUUUGAAAUAGAAAGAUUAAUAAAAAAUAUUUAACAAGAAAUCUUGGCUGUAAGUGUCAUAUUUAUACGUUAAAGAUGUAUAUACGCGAUUAAUUAAAAAGAGUUUGAACUAGUAAGAUCAUCAUACUAGUAAGCCCAUACAUGCGGUAUUUUCGUAUAAAUUUAUCCGAUAUAAUGAGUGCUGUAAUGCGUCUUCUGCUAUUUCAAAAGCUCAUCAUACAUUAGACAAAAACUAGUUUCCAAAGUGUUUAUUUCGAUUAAUGUGUAAAUUCGUAUUUAACUCAUUUGUAAAUUUAUACACUUGUGUAUUUUUCGUAAUAGCUUAUAUAAUUAUUAUAAAAAUAAUGCGGAUAAUGAUUUACUAAAAAAUAAAUUGCUCGUACAAAAGAUAGUUUUUUUUGUAAAAAAUAUUUAUUGAAAGAGGUCAAUUAAAAAUGUAAAAGAAUAAAAUAUU
Phymastichus coffea is the source of this 5253-nucleotide messenger RNA. RefSeq names its product tyrosine-protein phosphatase non-receptor type 4 (gene Ptpmeg). Gene Ontology annotation, molecular function: protein tyrosine phosphatase activity; protein binding. The coding region runs from base 1483 to 4296 and encodes 937 amino acids. The record is from RefSeq and is a predicted model, not a curated record. Gene Ontology annotation, biological process: protein dephosphorylation. Gene Ontology annotation, cellular component: cytoskeleton. The transcript is spliced from 16 exons. Lineage: Eukaryota; Metazoa; Arthropoda; Insecta; Hymenoptera; Eulophidae.